AUGUUUCUUCCGGAGGAGCUCGAAGCGCCCGUUUUGAUUAUUGAUACGAAUCUAGGGCCAACAUGGGGUUUUGUUUUAGUAAUGAGCUUCAUCAGUGUGGCCCUUUGGGGCAUCACUUGCGCCCAAGUGUACUUCUACUAUUCUAACUAUCCAAAAGACGCUGCGUAUGUGCGAUUUACGGUCAUAUGGCUAUGCCUAUGUAGCACUACUCCUACCGAACCCUACAGUACAGAACUUGGAGGCGCCACUUAUGCAGCACUAGUGGAUAUCAUAAUCUCAUGUUCUCUCAUCUUGUACCUUCGAGUCAAACGCGUAGAAAAUGCGUCAGGACGGAAUAAGCGUAUGGUUCGACAUUUAAUUCUCCUUUCACUUAUCACGGGAUCGUGGUGUGCAUUCAACUCACUGGCAGUCGUAAUGGCGUUCGCCAUAUGGCCAACGAAUCUUGUCUACUUUGGGAUCAUUAUUAUCACCAGCCCAGUAUACUGUAAUACCGUCCUCGCACACCUCAAUGCAAGCAACCAUUUUAGGGCACUGGUCUCUGCUGACCCAACCGACUGCCCUGAGGACCUAGAGGAUCUCAAUUUUACAUAG
Messenger RNA from Serpula lacrymans var. lacrymans S7.9, 591 nucleotides. RefSeq lists its product as uncharacterized. The transcript is spliced from 9 exons. Bases 1 to 591 code for a protein of 196 amino acids. NCBI's taxonomy places the organism in Eukaryota, Fungi, Basidiomycota, Agaricomycetes, Boletales, Serpulaceae. The record is from RefSeq and is a predicted model, not a curated record.